Messenger RNA from Adineta ricciae, 318 nucleotides. Lineage: Eukaryota; Metazoa; Rotifera; Eurotatoria; Adinetida; Adinetidae. The record is from the annotation of a GenBank genome assembly.
AUGAAGCUCUUCGUAUUCGUUCUAUUCGCUCUUUUAAUACAUACGAUCAACGGUAAUGUAUUCAGUCGAAAAUGCGAGUGUAAAGCUGUGUCGAACACAGUGCAUGUUCCGUUCCAUUCAUGGAAGAUUUCAUCGUGCAAGUUCUGUUCAUGCAGGAAUGCAGCUAUGAUCAAUUGUGAACAAGCUUGUAAGACAAUGGUGGAAACCUAUGCCCGGACAGGUUGUGGAAAAACUGUUAAAGGUAGUAAAGUGAAAUAUUCCUGGAAAGCGAGUUCGUGCUCAAGUGGUGUGAGCACUGUAGAAUAUACAUGCGCUUAA